AUGUCUCAUGAAAAGGAAAGACCCAGCGUCCAAACUUCCCUGAUCAUCCCCAAACCUCGGGGGGGAAGGGCUCACUACGCGACCUGGGGCUUCAUUGUUCUCUGCGUCUUUGCCCUGUAUCACAUGGAGCAGUCCUGGAACCAUGCCGCAGAGAACAUCACCUUCUACUUCAUGGCCCUGCAGAUCGGAGCUCUGCUCAGAGGGGUUUGCAACUUCGUGGAAGAGAUUUGGCAUGUGCAAUCCAGACACCGCAGUAGCUGGUGGAGGGUGGUGGUUGCCUGCCUGAGCCCGAGUCUGCGCUGCCACACACUCCUGCUGCUGGUCAGCGUCUGCGCCUACAUGGCCCUGUUCGGCGAGACUGGGCUGCAGCUCUUCCUCGACCUCAUCCUCGUCUGCCUCUGCCAGCUCCUCAGCUUCGCCUUUGGGCUUCAGAGUCCCUCUGCAGUGGAAAUGUCUGAAAUCUGUGAAAAGAACAACCGCAACGUAUCACAUGGACUAGCCUGGUCUUACUAUGUGGGGUAUUUAAAGUUAAUUCUGCCACGCCUUAAAGACUUGAUCAGUGAGUUCAACAGAGCCAAUAACAAUUUGCUGAAGUGCAAGGAGACCUGGAAAUUGCACAUCCUUCUCCCAGUGAGCUGUGAGAUAUACGAUGACCUGCAGAAGGCUGACAGCCACAUCCAGUACUGGAAGGAUCUCCCGGCUCUGCAACUGGACCGUGCUGGCACUAAAUGGAGAAGCUACAAACAAAGCAUCUAUACAAUUUUGGGUGAAGACAAAAAGCUGAAUUACUGCAUUGUGGAGUACGCCCCCCCGCUGCAGUCCCUCUACGCUAUGUCCCAAGAUGAAAGCGCCGCCUUUGGCCGGGAGGAUCGCCUGGAGCAAGCCCAGCUCUUCUGUAGGACCUUGGGGGAGAUCUUACAGCGCUCCAAGGAAUGCGCGGGCUGCUACCGGCUCAUUGUGUAUGAGGAGUCGGGAGACAGCGACAGCCAUUUCCUGUCAAAGGAGAUCCUAAAGCACAUCAGACAGCAGCACUUGGAGGAAUACACCAUGUGUGAGGGGAAUCACGAGUCCACCACCUUCCUCUCAACAGAGCCCAAUAUCCUGAUCAGUGACUCGGAGCUACCCGGGCCUCUGCGGAGCGAUGGCUUCUGA
Messenger RNA from Terrapene triunguis (Three-toed box turtle), 1152 nucleotides. RefSeq names its product transmembrane protein 173 (gene STING1). Gene Ontology annotation, cellular component: endoplasmic reticulum membrane; autophagosome. Lineage: Eukaryota; Metazoa; Chordata; Testudines; Emydidae. Gene Ontology annotation, biological process: defense response to virus; positive regulation of macroautophagy; positive regulation of type I interferon production. Gene Ontology annotation, molecular function: 2',3'-cyclic GMP-AMP binding; cyclic-di-GMP binding. The transcript is spliced from 6 exons. The record is from RefSeq and is a predicted model, not a curated record. Bases 1 to 1152 code for a protein of 383 amino acids.